Molecule: messenger RNA, 1224 nt
Organism: Aspergillus calidoustus
Lineage: Eukaryota; Fungi; Ascomycota; Eurotiomycetes; Eurotiales; Aspergillaceae
Source: the annotation of a GenBank genome assembly
AUGAAGAGGCUGCAGCUCCAACGAUGGAGCAGUUCGGCCCUAUCGUCGCGAGCCCGAACCGGCGGGCGAUUGCACCGACAUCUCUACUCAGGAACCCGGCUUCAGUCGACCAGUUCAUAUCCUUCACAUGAUCAGUUACUCGGAAAAGAAUCGCGUCCGCCAACCGCAACCUCCGACGUCCCCAAAUUCACAAAACGCCAACUUCCCUCUCCGCCAGUCGAGGCCGCACGCGAGUCGGCAAAACUUGCGGCACUCCAUGCACGAUUAUACCUGCCAUCGCGAUUACCUCUCGAAACUCUAGCACGCUGCUUAGUAGAUGCAUCUGCGGACCCCAAUGCCCAAUUCAACAAUCAAUCGCUCUCUGUACUGGGCAAUGACCUCCUGAGCAACUACACGUCCGAACACCUCAUUUGCACAUACCCUCGACUGCCCUUGACUGUGAUAUUCGCCGCAAUGUACGCUUACGUCGGGCCCAAGACACUCCUCGCCAUGUCAAGGGAGUGGGGAGUAGAGCAUGCUGCCGCCCCCGGCGGCGAGGUAGACCCUGGUCUCCUUCAAUACAAGCGACUCGCCCCUGGCACCAAACCCGACGCAGAGCCUCUCAUCGGCACAACAAGACCGAACGAAGACCAAACAACAUGGAGGAGAUCGAUUACUUCCAGUGUCGUUUAUGAUAACGAGUUUGGCGAUCCUGAGAUGGCAGCCAGUCCUCCUGCCGAACUGUCCGACGAGCCCUUUUUGAUGAACGACAAGAGUCCCGCGCCCGCCACUCCUGAGGCAGCCAGCGCGACCUUUGUUCGGGCAGUGGUGGGUGCUAUCUACCUCCAUGCCGGCAGACCCGCUGCAAAGCGCUUCUUCGAACAGCACUUCCUCUCCCGACAACUCGAUAUUUCCAAGAUGUUCAACUUUCAGCAGCCAGCUCGUGAUCUCACUCGACUCUGCGCACGUGAAAACUACGAUGAGCCAGUCGCCAAGAUUAUUAGCGAAACUGGCCGCAGGAGCAGAACUCCCGUCUUCGUUGUCGGCAUCUUCUCCGGUCAAGAUAAACUGGGUGAGGGCACUGGAGCCAGUUUAUCUGAGGCUCGGGCAAGGGCGUCAGUAGCAGCACUGAAGGGUUGGUACCUCUAUAGCCCACUAGAAGUCCGGGUACCUAGCGCAAUGGAGGAGGAAGACGCGGCGCCUUGGAAGCCGGUUUAUGUGGAUUUGGGCGAGGUGAUUGUAUAG